AGGAGAACAAGAAGAAAAUUGCAACUUUAUCUGUACGUUGGUUGAGACAGAUAGAAGUUGCUUUUUCGUUUCUUAGUGGCAAUUAGGUUUCUUGUCGCUUAAUUUUGAUUUUGCUUGUUUUUAUUUAAACGUCACAUUUUCUUAUCUUUAUACUGUAGGCCUAGGACAUUUGCAAACAUCCAAGUUAACGACUCUUCAAGUUGCAAAGAGGCAAUGGACUAUAAUGCGAGAGUGAGGGGGCAACAACCAUCUCGCAUGCCAAGAGGAGGACACCCCUCUCACCCCCCGAGGAUGAUGAAUAGCAUGUUCAGCUAUCAACAAAAGCGAGAUGACCCUCACCAACAACCACAACUGGAUUACAGUCCGGCUUACCCUCCCUAUCCACUUGAUCAGCCGCAGUACCACCAGUAUACUCAGGUGCAGCCCCCGUGUUUCAUACCGAGUUCUGGAAUGUAUUGUGAAUCCCCUGCAGUGUACAUAAACCCACCGACACCUCCUGUAAACACCCCACCUUUGUCAGUCGUCCCCUCCAAGAAUAUACAUUUUAACAGUAGAGAGCAAUUGUUGACAUGCUCUAAUUGUAUGCACAGGAAUUCUUUACUCGAGAGUGAAUUUUUUAAAACCGACAACAAUAUUACAUCACUUUCACAGUCAAAUAAAGAAAAAGAACAUACAAUUGCCAUGCUUACACAGGAAAAUAAUGCCCUGAAAGUAAGAAUAGGAGAAUUGCAAGAUGAAUUAAAUAAACGUAUUUCACUAGUAACUAAAGUUGGUGAAAUUGGUUCAACAGAGCCCAUUGAAGCCUCUGUUUUAUGCAAAGCUUCAGAACUGUCUCCAGAUGCUAAAGAUUUUAUCCCGAAGAAAGCCGAGCCUAUGGAUCUCAACACAGUCACUAACACCAUUGCGUCUGCAACCUGUGAUGAUGUACCUGUUGUGUCAGCUAAAGGGGUGACUGAUGAACCGACUGUAGAGUCUCAGGCAGAGGAUCAUCAAAUGGAAGAAUUGGCGAAGACUGAUCCUGAUAGUCCAUCAGAAAAUUGGGAUGAAACUUCAGUUGAUGUAAACCAUGAAGAUACUAUGAGUAAAAAAAAAUCACCUCCAUCAGAGCUUCCUGUGGAGACAACAGACGUGAAAAUGAUCCAACCUGAUGUUUCAUCCAAUGUUAUAAAGCCAGAGUUGGCAUUUGAUGAAAGGCAGCGAAAUGAAGAUGUAUCUGUUAGUAAGAACUCAGAACCUGACACAAAUACACAAGGAGAUACAAGAAUGAACAGAAUGGGAAGUCGGCAACCACAAAGUGGUGAACCAAGGAAUGAUUUUGCACAAACUCAUCGGUCUGGCCGAAGUAAUCAGAGGAGAAGAUUCGAUGACAACAAUGGACCACAUCAACCUGUAGGCCGUGGAAGAGGAGCUCGUCAUGGUCAAGAGAAUUAUACUGACAAAAAUUCAAACUAUCAUGGAAAACAUUCUAAUGACAGGGGGAACUACAGUAGCAAUUUAUCAAAAAAUCAAAACCAACAAAAUAACAGAAAUAACCAGUAUAGUACUCAAGGUGGUACUAAUUCCCAUAAAGAAGUUGGACCAAGGGAAUCUAAUGAUACAAGAGAUGGGCGUGGCAGUCCCCUAGACACAAAUCUACCAAAAGACAACAAGGAAAGUCUUCCUAGAGACUCUUCUGGUAAUAGAGGUACGAGGGGAUGGGAGCAUAAAUUAAAUAGCCGAGAUGGAAACAGGCCUCGUCAAGAAGAUGUGGCUAUCCCACGCCCAGAGAACAAUAGUGGCACCCCCUAUACACAUGACGACUCCUCCAGGCGAUCCAGACAAGAUUCAAGUGGACCUAAAUCUCAAGAUCAGAGACACAAAAGGGAUGAUGCAUCUCAUCAAAACAAUGGUUCAUGGAGAGGGGAGCAGAGCAGACAAAGUAGCCGAGUUGGCAAAAGGCCGCAUCCAGAAGACUCCAGUGGUUCCCGCUCAGAGAACUGCAGUGGCACUCCUCGCCCACAUGAUGACUUAUCUAGGCGCUCCAGCCAGGACUUGAGCGGACCUAGGAAUCAAGAUCAGAAAUUUUAUGAAAAGAAUUAUAGCAGUAACAAGGACUACAAUGGUGGUUAUGACAAUAACAAUGGAAGAAGAAACAAAAAUAUUGUUCAUGAAGUCAAAGGUGAUUUGUUUGCUGCCCCUCAAGAAGCAUCAUUGGCUCACUGUGUUGCCAGAGAUUUCAGGAUGGGAAGUGGAAUAGCAGUCAGGUUCAAAAAUGAGUUUAAAUGUGUUCCUGAAUUAAUGGACCAAAACGUGAAUGUGGGAGGUUGUGCUUAUUUGAAAGACAAAGAUCGUUACAUAUUCUACAUGGUGACCAAGUCGGUGAGCAAUGGAAAGCCAUCAUAUGAAACUGUGGAAAAAUCUCUGAAGGCUAUGAGAGACUUGUGUUGCAAGUUCGAAGUCACCAAGCUGGCCAUGCCUCGCAUAGCAUGUGGUCUGGACAAGCUGGAAUGGAACAAAGUUAGACGUAUCAUCAAUGAUGUCUUCCAAGAAGCCGGAAUCCAGAUAACUGUGUAUGAUUUCAAUGUGGAAGGACUGUCUGAGGCGGAGGGAAACAAACCAGCUCAGUCAGGUGUCUCUGUCAAACAUAUAGUGAUGGAUCUAGUAACCAUCGCCCCUCAGACUGCUUUGCUGUUUUUGGGUACAGAAGAUGGCCACUUGGAUUCUGCUGCCACUAAUCUCAAUAAUAAGUUUAAUUUUGUCAACCACUAUAAGAAAACAAAAAAGAUUGUUGGGAAAACAUAUUGUAAUGAACUCUCUAAUGACUACUAUAUAUACAGUCUUAUAAUAGCUAAAACUCCAAAAGACAAAAUUUUGUUCACCGAUGUGGAGGAGUGCUGUAAAGACUUUUCUAAACUCUUAAAAAAGCACAAGUUUGAAUUUGUGGGGUUAGAAGUGGCAGUUGAGUGGAGUGGUGACACCACAUUUACAGAGAAGAUUGUGACUUUGCUACGCAACACCCUACCCCGAAGUGUAAAGCAGUUGUGGGUGUGUUACCGUGACCCUAAGGAUGAUGUCCAUGACAUGCACGGCAAACAAUCAUCCAUGCCCAAGCAGUCCACUUCUUAAAUUCAAUAAAUUGUUUUUCAUAUUUGUGGUGCUAUAAACCAAAGAUUCUAUGUAGAAUAUACAUUCUCCUUACAGAUGGGGGCUGUAUUGAAAAACUAUUGUUCCUACAAUUAUCUAUUUUAGUUUUUCAUAUGUGUAUUACAUUUUAGUACCUAAGUUUUCUUAGAGAGAGCUGUUUUAAUAAUAUUAUUUUGAUUACUUGUAAAUUCAUUUGGUUUUUUAAAGUUUGUGUAAAGCUUUACUGUCAUUAUUUUCUGUAAAAUGAUAUGCUUUUCGUAAAGCUUUAUAACACAGACCCAUUAUGUGUCUAGAAAAUUUUGUUUUGUCAUAAAAAACUAAACUGCUGUAUGCUACUUUAAGUAUUUAUUUGUUAAAAUCACUGGCCUAAAACUUAAUGCCAGUGUCGUUAAAUGAUGCCAAUGUCGUUAAAUGAUUUGUGUUGAAUAUUACAGUGUUGUUUCAUAUUUGAUUCAGACAUUCACUAUGAAAUGUUGCAGUAAUAAGACUGUUUGAUAGUUUUAUGCUUAUUGUCAUAUAAUAUUGUAGUUUAAUCCCUAGAAUAAGUUAUAUAUGUAUAUUAUAUUAAAUGAUGAUUUGGAACCUUUUUAAGUAUAGAGCUAGAAAGUUUUAUACUUAUAUUAUUUAAUUUUACUACUCUUACCCGUUUCUACUUUUCCACCCCAUAGACAAUUAGCCUAAACCUUUUCACGAUGAUUAAAACUUUAAAUUUGUAAUGUUAAGAAAAUCUAAUUUGUAUGCUCUCAUUAUUAUUUUGUCCAUCAUUUAAUAAGUAAAAAUAUAUGACAGUAAUAGUAUAUUUAACAUUAAAAUUGUCAUAGUGUGGUUUAUUGUAAUGAUGCUGUACGCACAUACACUAUAUAUACUUUUUCCAACAAUUCUGUGAAACAAGUGCCUAACUGCAUUACAGUGCCUUAUUGUAGAAAGUGUAGUCUGUCUACUCAGGUUCCUAGACAACGGCUGUGGCUGUAUAUUUUCCAUAUUAUAGCAUUUCUUGAUUCAUCUUCUUUGUUUUAUGAGAUGUUAACUUUGAUUAUUUGAUGUUUUCAUUAUUUCUUCUCUUGUACAUUAAACAAUAAUACAAAUGAAUGCUAUUAGAGAUUAAAAGUUAUUCUUUUACUAUGAUAAACUAUUAGUUAUUUUAAAUUGGAUUUUAGUAAAAAGGUUGCUUUAAAUACUUUGAGCGGUCAGACAAAUGGCCGUUCAUGUCACCGUUUGAAUGAUUUUGGAUAAAAAAUUAAGCAAAAUGUAAUGAAAACAUCAAAUUAUAGGCACAUUUAUUGUUACCAUUUGUGCCAUUUAUUUAUUCUUAUUGUAUUUGUUAUAGCAGAAGAGAAUACUGCCUAUAAUUUUGUAUUUGUUCUUUUAAUAAAAUGGUUCAGUUAGAAGGUAGUUAUAGCUUUGUAAAUAUAAUCAGUAAAUAUAUUUUGCUCAAGUUUAUAAUGAGGUCCACAUAGAUAAUGUAUUCUUCUAUAUUUCUGAACACUUGGGUGUAUUUGUUUAUGUUGUAUGGGGCAUUUUUAUUUUUAUUUGGGAUUAUUGUAUAACACUUUGUGUUUAUAGAUAAUUAUUAUAAAUAAUUAUAAUAUUGUGUUAUUGUAUUUCACCAUUUAUAACUCUGUUUUAUUAUUUAAUUGAAAGUUAGGGAUUUUAUUUUAAACCCUCUUCACAAUUUUGUUCCUUAACGGAUUUUGUUAUUUUGGGAUAUGUAAUUAGUACCUUGCUAUUUCUUAUGUAUGUUUAUCUAUUUUAUUUCUUUAAGUAUGAUAAUAAAUGAUUUACCUGUGUAUAAUAUGGGUUUUUUAAAAUACAGUUUGUAUUGAAUGGUUAGGAAUUAAUUAUGUUCUAAUUGUAGUGUCUCCUUUUUGAUAUCAACCUUGUUAGGAUUUAGUGACAAUUUUAGAAUAAGACUGUGGCUAUGUAGUUUGUACUAUUGUGCUAUGUUGGUGGUUAAUGUUUUUAAAUUUUAUAUUGAAAACUGCUAUUGAUUUUAAUAAUAAAAAAAUAACAAAUCUCGAUUAACAAAGAUUUAUUUCCAGUAUUAUUACAGAUAUUUUGAGUACACCACUUCUGACAAUAUUAAUGUUCAAUGUUAUUUUGUUGUUUGAAUAUACAUUUACACUACAAAUCCUUUGAAUUCACUUUCAUAAAUGUAGAUUUUUAGAAAACUGUAUUCUCUUUAAAGAAGAAUUAAAAUUUUGUAUAUAAUUUGUUAUAGCAUUUCAUGCUGAUAUUUCUGCAAAAAUUUACAAAGAUAAAAAAGAUAUUAACUCUCUUUUAGUUAAUUGCCUCAAAUUGUCUUGUGUUUUCAUCUCUCUCUGCUUUGUGCUGUCAUCAUGCUCCAAUUAAAAAAAAAACUUUAUGAAGUAAUCUCUCUGCAGCAAUGUUUCUCUUCUUCACUGAAUGUUCUUUUUUCAUUGUUGCCACUUAAGAGAUAUGUUUUGUAGAUCAGUGUAUUGACAGUGAGACAGAGCCGUUCAUCAAAAUUUAUUAAUUCUAUCAAUAACAAGUCUACAAUACAAUCGUAAUGUUCCUAUGUGCAAAAACAAUUAUUUGAUUUAUUCAUAUUUUUACUAAAGCAGACACCAUAGUGUGAGCUGGGAACAGAUAGUACUAUAGAUAUUAAAUAUAGCCACAAGGAAUUUGUUUAAAAUGUUAACUAGUAUUCCAUUUAUGUAACGCAUUGAUUAAAGCAGACACCAUAGUGUGAGCUGGGAACAGAUAGUACUAUAGAUAUUCAAUAUAGCCACAAGGAAUUUGUUUAAAAUGUUAACUAGUAUUCCAUUUAUGUAACGCAUUGAUUAAAGCAGACACCAUAGUGUGAGCUGGGAACAGAUAGUACUAUAGAUAUUCAAUAUAGCCACAAGGAAUUUGUUUAAAAUGUUAACUAGUAUUCCAUUUAUGUAACGCAUUGAUUAAAGCAGACACCAUAGUGUGAGCUGGGAACAGAUAGUACUAUAGAUAUUCAAUAUAGCCACAAGGAAUUUGUUUAAAAUGUUAACUAGUAUUCCAUUUAUGUAACACAUUGAUUAAAGCAGACACCAUAGUGUGAGCUGGGAACAGAUAGUACUAUAGAUAUUCAAUAUAGCCACAAGGAAUUUGUUUAAAAUGUUAACUAGUAUUCCAUUUAUGUAACACAUUGAUUAAAGCAGACACCAUAGUGUGAGCUGGGAACAGAUAGUACUAUAGAUAUUCAAUAUAGCCACAAGGAAUUUGUUUAAAAUGUUAACUAGUAUUCCAUUUAUUUAACACAUUAUCUGAAGCUUAUACACAACAGUCAAUUUCUGCUAUAUUCUUAUAAUUUUUGAAACAGCUGCCAAAACAAGUAAUAAAGUGUUUAUUUCCAGUAUAGUUCCACUACAUUUCUACUUCUGAAAUCAAUGUUUUAAAAUAGUUAUGUUUGAUUUAACUGCUGUAAGAUAUAAGUAAAGUAUUGUAUUAUACUAUUUAUAUAGUUAAUAUUCAUGUUUAUGACUUAGUUAUUGAGUUGUAUUUCAACAUUUCAUAUUUAUUUUAUAACAUUCAUGCAGCUCAUAGUAGAUUUUAAAAGGUUUGCCAACUUUUCUUAAAUUUAAACUUUAUCCAUUUGUUUAUGUAUAAGUUGCAACAGUCUGGCUUAAUGAUGGCAUCAUAUACAUGAUUUACAGGCAAUAUUGAUGCAGUCAUGUGUCUAUAAAACCAUGAAUUUGAUCUUGUUGUAGAUUUUUUCACUAUUUAUUAAUAUAUCUUAUUUAUUGUUAAAGAAGAUGUUUAAGAAUCGCAGAGUAACUUUGGUUGUCAUAAUAAAUUAACUCUUAAAUUAUUGUAGUUUUUGGGCUACUGUUAUUAUGAUCAGCUGACCUGGAUUCUAACUAAUAAACAGGAGAUGGCUGAUUGGUACUUGUGAAAUGUAUUCCUUACAUUAUUGUAGUUUUAUCACACAUAUCACUAGGCCGUUAUGAAGUACAAUGUUACUAUUAAUGCUGACAUGAUUAAUUAUGUUUACCAAUUUUAAUACUACAUCAACUGUAAUAAAUAUUAUAUUAAUAGUUUCAUCACCUAUGUUAAGUCAGUAUGAGAUGCCACCAUUGCACAAAUGGCUCAAUAGUUAUUUUGUUAUCUUGAAGUUUAUUUUCUUAAAAUUAAGUAUUUGGUAUUUUUUUAACUCAUUAGAACCAACUAAAAAUACAUAUAUUUCCACCUAAAAAGGCCAAGUCACAAAAUAUUAGUAUUUUAGGUUUCAGUUAACCAAAUUUAUCAACUUAUUAACACGUUCACGAUGACGUGUACCCCUUCAGGUACACACCGGGCUUUCGUAAAGCGUGUCGUGCACCCUAUGUGGUACACGUUGCUUUGCACUUCAUUAUAGCGUUUUUAUUGUUUGCUUAUCGUGAUGGUUUGUUAAAUGUGAUCUCGCACUUAAAUAAAUACCUCAGACUAUAGUGUACCCUGUCAAAUGCACUAUUGCUUAAUUUUUUAGGUACACCGUGGGUUAUGCGGAAAAACAUUGAAAAACAAAUAUUUGAAUAAUUUUUUUGUACAAAAUUGCUAAGCUUACAUACAUUUCUCGUUAUACUUAGACGUGUUAUACUUAGAUGUCUUAGACGUGUGGGAAAAUAUUGUUUUUUGACAUUAUUAUUGAAAAAUUCGACAGCAAAUAAUAACUUCCUGAAAUAAGCCGUCGUCAUGAACUUGUUAAUGUGAGGGCAAGUUAAAUAUAAAGCAUAUUUUGUGUGUACUGUUAUAGUAGGAAAUAACACAAAAAUCUGUGUUUUCAACAUAGUCUCCUGCAUACUCUACAUAUUUUUCCCAGUGUUUUCAAAAAGUUUUAAGAUUCCUUUUUCAAAAAACCUUAGGUUUAGUAGUCAACUAAUUGUAUUCUUCAACUUCAACUUGUAUCCCUUUCAAUAUGGCGCCUUUCAAGAGCACUUUAUCUUGAAAUUAAAUCAGAAGUCUUUCAUCUGAUUUUUGGUUAACAACUUCUGAAGCUAUCGGGUACAAACAUUUAUGGAGCCUAGAUGCUCUUUGAAAUGGGUUUAUUCCAAUUGAUUUAAUCAACUACUAGCUACAGUUACCUUUGAUAAGAUUUUAAACUGCACUAAAAUUUUAUGUUGUCGUUUAUAAGGCUUGAUAUGGAACGUCAAUGAUGACAAUUUAAAAAAUGGUUGCUCAACCAAACAUGAACCUUAGACAGGAUAUUUUUACAAACUACAGCUUCAACCGAGUUAAACCUAGCAGUCUGUAUGUCAACCUGACACAGAAGCUAGGUGCUUGAUGUAGAAUUCAAUUUAUGUAUGAGUUUACACUGAACUAUCAUUCUAUCCAAAGGUUUUUGAACUGUCCAGUUAUUCCUAGAUAUAUGUUACACAUUUAAUUUUCUCAUAUAUUUUUCUAACUGAAAAUUUUAACACAUAUUAUUCAUUAAAACAUUAUUGCUUUAGCUUAGUUUCAUCAAAAUAUAUUUUUACAGAACUAUUUUCAUUCGGUAUAACAAACUUUUUAUGUAAUGGUAGCUCCAUCACCUACAAUAUUUAUACAUGAUGAAACAGUAAAAACAACUGCCCCUACAAUCAUGGGCACGUCUAAUGGCUUAGUGAUACAAGAUCAAAUGUUUUGUAACUCUAAUGUUCUUUGCGAGCAAAGAAUGCUACGCAGGUAAACUCAGUAAUUUUCUCCUGCUGUAGUCCGAAGGGGUUCCCACCCCUAGAGAGAGUUAAGGAGAUUGGGGCUUGCUUUCCCCUUCCUUGGCAAAACCAUGACAUCAGUGCUGUAUUCAUUUAUUUUUUGAAUAAAUCAAGAUCUGAAUUUUAAAAGUUGUCGCCUACAUUACUGAAUGUUUAAUUUUUCCUUCCAGAGUAAAAUUGUAUUUAUACUUAUUUGUAUUAAGUGUUUUUAUUCUACAUCCUUAAGAACAAAAACACAUCUAAAAAAUCCAGUACAGUAAUUUAGUUUUAGGCCGGGGAAACUCAGCAUUGUUAAUGGACUUUAGUAAGUUUAAUGUCCUUUGGUGAUGUUUGUCACAAGUUACAGUCACUGUCCAUCAAUAGUUAUGCGCGUAGAGUGUUAUUCUAGAACGGAUGUUAGCGUGCAAAGUUUUGCCUGAUAAGACGUUGCAGCUGGCAGUUUUUGCCUAUAAAGCUGCGCACAACCCAACAUGAUUAAUAACCAUUUGGCUUUGACAUAUCAUCCCUUUAUCAGCAAGUAUUUCAAUAGUUUCAACGGACGUUUCUUUAAAUAGGGCCAUCUGUUAUUAUUACAGGAUUUUAGCUAUUUGUGUUGACAAGUGUGUCUCUGGCUUAAAAGUUUUAAAUUAGAGCGUUUUCAGUAUCAUAAACUUAUAAAAUUUUAUGGGAAACAGUUCCAGUCAAUAUUUAUAUAUUCAUAAUUAUGUAGUGCCUUCAAAAGGUAAAGUAACUUCAGUAAUGCCUUUGUUGUAAAUAACAUACAAAUUCUAUUACAAAUCAUAUCAAUUCCUUAUCUAUGUUAAACAUUACCAAGCCUACCUGUUGCAACAUUAAGCCAAAUAUGACAGGUUUUCUGUAACAAUAAACCUUCCAAUUGUUUGAUUUGAUGGAGGUUUAAUAGCACGUAACUUACUGCCAACAGGCAAACUCUGAUUUCACCAUUGAUUUCCAUCAGCAAUCCUUGAUGAUGGAUCCAAUAUUCAAAAUAGUACUCCAUUGAUAUAAAAAUAAGGGUUCUAAUAUUAGCUAUAUAGCUAAUAUAUCUUUAUGGACAUUAACAUGAUUUUUUUUAUAUCAGCUGGAAGAUAGUCUUGUAGAAAUUGUUUACUGAUUAGUAAUAACUAAUUGAAGGUUAUUCAGUUGGUAAAACAUGUUAACUGUGGCAAAGUGAGUUCUAAUCUUGAAUUUUUGUAGUUGAUGUGUAUUAACUAAUGUUCCAGUUGAUAAAAUAUAUUUUACAUUAUCAGUGAAAGGUUUAAAGGUGAAUGUACAAAAUCUCUUUUCCAGGUUGUAGUGAAUAUUGUUCAUUAUUUAUAAAAAUAAAAACUUAUUAAAAAAUGUAACUUAUAAAUGGUUGUUGUUCCCCAAGAAUUGUUUUUAAUUUUGUAUACUCAAGAUUGUAAUUGCUUUACAAUUAUUUCACUCAGAGUUGUCUGUUACAUUUUCAGUAUAUGGCUAAAACACACUGAUCAGUUUGUAUGUAAUUGAUCGUGGCUCAUUUCUUUGGUUUAAAGUGUAACUCAAUAGUUUUAUUAUUAUUAUGUAUUAUAAUGUAUUGGCAUCUUUUCAGUCUAGGAAAUACAUGUUUUAUUAUUUGUGUAUAAGAAUUGCUAUCUUGUCUGUACGCAUUAUUUGCAUUUAUGUUUACUGGCUUACAUUGUAUUAAACUCAAUUAAAACAGUCUUACUUUAAAAUGAAUUUGGUUUAAUAAAACUUUGCAAAUCA
Molecule: messenger RNA, 10511 nt
Organism: Homalodisca vitripennis (glassy-winged sharpshooter)
Lineage: Eukaryota; Metazoa; Arthropoda; Insecta; Hemiptera; Cicadellidae
Product: ankyrin repeat and ELMO domain-containing protein D-like
Exons: 13
Coding region: 214-3105 (963 amino acids)
Biological process (GO): peptidyl-glutamate ADP-deribosylation
Source: RefSeq, a predicted model, not a curated record